CAUUGUUUCACUUUCACUUGUGGUUGUGUGACGUACAUUUCCAAGGAGAGUCUUUUAUUUUUGUAUUGAAGUUGUAGGUAUCACCCGUCAUAGUUUUUUACUUUACGUAUGUAAAUUACUAAUCUUGUCUUGCUAGUGGCAGUUUGUGGCCGAGUGCAUAUUAAUUAAUAAACCGUGGCUGGAAAAUAUAAAGUCAAUGACAAUGUCAAUGAACAAGUAGCUACAGUGUGGGAAUAUUUUAUAAUAAAUUUGUUCUUACUGCCGACCAAAUGGCAAAAGAAUUCACAGCAAAUGAGAAAGCAACUGAAAAUAAACCUGAAAGUGAAAGCGGUGAAAGGUAUGUUGGUACAUCUUUGACUUUUGCUGAUUAUUAAAUGUAAUAAUCGGAGCAAUAAGCAAUAUACUGGUAUGUAUGCUAAAGUCAAGAAUGCUCAAUAAUCAAUAUCAUAUAGAUAGAGCAGAUAGUGUAGUUUAGUUGAUUUUAUAUGUUAUAAAUAUAUAAACACAUGUUGGGAGUUCAGAUAUUUUCUGCAUUCAAAGCAGAAUAUAUAUAUAUAUAUAUUGUAUCUGCUUUUUUGUAUCAUGGAUGUCAUGCAAGUGUAUUCAUCAACUAUUUAUUUAUCGACUCCGCUGUUAUUGAACUAUCAUCCUUAGUAUCUACAUUGAUAGAUUUUUAUAUAUCAUCCUUAGCAUUUUUGUAUACCUUUUACUUUAUUAAUUUAUCAUUCAUAACAAUAUAUUCACUAUUGAUAACAAUACAUUCACCAUAUAUAUAUAUAUAUAUAUAUAUAUAUAUAUAUAUAUAUAUAUAUAUAUAUAUAUAUAUAUAUAUAUAUAUAUAUAUAUAUAUAUAUAUAUAUAUACGACAAGAUUACAAGAAUGCCAUUGAACCUAAUACGCAUGAUCUCGGCAUGUCACAGAUGUGACAAUUGUGCCCCAAGCUCACUACCAGCAACUGCGGACAGCUGUUUCGCCCUUUUGGGGCUCGUCAGCGCAGUGUAGCUGAUAGUGAAUUUUUCAUUCGAAAAGUAUUGCCUAUUAGGCCUUUGCGCUGAUUUAAAUCUGUGACAUGCAGAGAUCAUGUGUAUUAGGUUCAAUGGCAUUCUUGUCGUAUAUAUAAUUUAUGUGUCCCACAUCCAUUAUAUUAGCCUAGACCUAGGCCUUCUAUUUUUAUUGAUAUUUUUUUAAUAUUCAGCGCUUUUUCACAUGAAAAGACUGGGACUAGGUGAUUUGGGGGCGGGGCGGAGGAAGGAUACAAGCCUGAUGCAAGCGAAAAAAUAGAAGGCCUAGUGGAUUUCCCAACAACAAGGCCAAAACUGCCCUGAAACUGCCCUGAUUGCAAAAUGCCCAAUUGUUGCGUUCUCAAACAGAAUUAUUUGCGACUUAACAGCGAAUUUAAACCGAUACAGGUAAAAUAAACUCAUUUAUAGUAUAACUUACUAUUUUUAUUUGUAUACACGUCUAGAAAAUCGGAGUUUUUAUCAUAAAGGGCCAUUGCAUUUUUUAUCUGCACCCCCCCUAUUGAGGACAUGUGGAAUUUCCAAUGGCCCCCUGCAAAAGUGAACCAAAAAUGAAGGAAUUUCCAUGGGAGGGUCCAAAUUUUAAAGCAAAUCUGCAGAAAUUCCAAAAGGUAGGUAAGAAAAAUGAGUAAAACGUAUGGAAUUUCCAUGGGAGGGUCAACAAUGGAAAAGAAAUUCCAAAGGAUAGGAUCAAAAUCAGCAAGGAAUUUUCCAAGGGAUAGCUACUAAUCAAAGAAUCAAUGUGGAAUUUCUACUGGCUAGAUAAAAAACUGUCAAGGAAUUUCCAUGGGAUGGGUUAAAAGUUCAUAAAAAAAUUGCGGAAAUUCCAUGGGGAUGGCUAAAAUUCAAUAAAAAUCUGCGGAAAUUCCACGGGGGAGGCAAAAAAUUUGCUUAAAAAAUGUGGAAAUUCCAGGGGAGGGGGGUCCAAAGAAUGGAUGUCCUCAAAAUGUUUAAAAAUGCAAUGGCCCAAAGUUUGAAGCAACACUAUUAUUAUGUUGACAAGGUGAAGCGAAAGCACAAAAUAAUAAUUCUUUUAUUCGCAAGACAAUCUACUGUUUUGCUUUGAAUAACUAUAUUUGCGAAUUGGGAAUGAGGAUUUUGAAAUUAUUGUUCAAAUAUUACGGAUAUACCAUUUGUAAACAAUGUACGUUUUUAUAUACAGUACUGUACGGGCUAAUAAUAUAUGUAUCCGUUUUAUUUAAUAAAUUAUAAUUGUAUAUGUGUUUGUAUAUUUUACAAACACAAGACUGCUUCUUGCCAAAAUUGAGAAAAUAUAUAUUAAUAUAUGUAGUUGUGUAUAAGACAAAAUUUCAUGAAAGAUUCUACUUUUGGUAUAUAUUUUGACUCAUUUUGUGCUUUCGCUACACCUUGUCAAGUAAAUGUCAACAUAUUAAAUAAUAGUGUUGCUUCGAACUUUAUGAUAAAAACCCCGAUUUUCUAGACGUGUAUACAAAUAAAAAUAGUAAGUUUAUACUAUAAAUGACUUUAUUUUACCUGUAUCGGUUUAAAUUUGCCGUUAAGUUGCAAGUAAUUCUGUUUGAGAACGCAAUAAUUGGGCAUUUCGCAACCAGGGCAGUUUCAGGGCAGUUUUGGCCAUGUUGUUGGGAAAUCAACUAGGCCUUCUAGGCUUGGUUCCUCCGCCCCGCCCCCAAAUCACCUAGUCCCAGUCUUUUCAUGUGAAAAAGCGCUGAAUAUGAAGAAAUAUAAAUAAGACUAGAAGGCCUAGGUCUAGGCUGCCAUUAUAUAUAUUCACUCAGUAAUAUGAAAAGGAGAAAAUGUUCUCAAGUGAGAUGGAAAAUUUUGAAAAUAUCUCACUGGAGAAUAUUUCUCCUCCAUAUAUAUUACAUAUACUUAACAAUUUAAAUUAACAUAUAUACUGGGGGACCAUUUGGCCCUGCGACCCCUUCCUCCAAGCAAUCUCGCCCAGUGGGAAAGCGGAGUUCAGAAAAUAUGAAAAUUUCUGACUGUGACUUUGUCUUUGAUUCCUGGUCUAAAUUUUCCAUAUUGCUAACAGCCUAAUAUUUAUAAACUGUAACAUAUAUUUUGGGAAAGCUCUAUCUUUGGGAAAGCUAUAUCUUUGGGAAAGCUAUAUCUUUGGGAAAGCUCUUUAAUAGCAGCUGUAUUAUGCCUAUAAAAUCAACAAAACUGAAGUAUAAAAUGCUAUGGAUAGCAGUGCUGUAGGAAGCUCUUUUUGAUUGAAGGCUGAAAGUGAGGACCAAAGGCUUGAGGAAAUUUUUAAAUUUAGAGUAUCUGAAAUGCCAUUUCCUGGACUUUGGGGGAAGAUUUGACCGAAUUCUGAUGUCGAAAUUUACAAUUUAGUAGUACUAAAUGGGCGAAGGCGUAUUUAAUUAACUAUAUAUUGGAUAAGUUGCAGGAAAGUAUGGGUAAUAUUUUCAAUCUUUGCAGUUUGUUAUGUAUAAUGUAGCUGCUUAAAAUUAAUCAAUUGUCAGUGUUUUAAAGGUAUAUUAGUUAAAUGAUAAAGGUCUGCAUGAUUUUGAAAAAGAAUGAUUAUUAGUAAAUUAUUGGGGGGGGGGGGGGCUGCAGCCCCCAGCUCCCGUGGUUGCUACGGCCCUGGAUAGAGUUUAAAUUACAAACGAUUAAGUAUAGAUUACAAAAAUCAUUAUUGUGUUAAAUAAUGACUGAAAAUGAGAUGCAAUUCUAAAGAACAUUCUCGUUUACUGAUAUUUUUGUGUGUAUUUUUGACGUUGUUAAGAUCAUGCAAAGUGCAAAAAAUAUAGGGGUGCUCAAAGUCAACAUGAAAUUUUAACAGGGGGGGUCAGCCCCCCUGAGCCCCCCUCCACUACACCACUGGGUGUAUCUAUGGGUUUGCUAAACAAGACACUCUGGUUAACCCUAACAGUUUGCUUAACUCGAACUCCUCGCUGACUUGAACAAAUUUCAUUUUCCCUUGGGCUAAUUUACCCAGUUAACUCAAACUGUAUUUUUGAGACAUGCAUCAGCAAUUAAACCUCAGAAUAUUAGAACAUAACACAUUGACAAGUUGGACAUUCAGACAACCAUAAUUGAAUUGAUAUAUAAUAGGCUGUGGGCCGUUGUGCAAAAAAGUGCUUGGAAAAGCAAUUUCGUGGCAACCCCCUGGGGAAUAGAUUUUCUGUGGUUCAAUGCACAGUACCAUAGAUGCCCAAUUACCACAAAAAGUUCCCAAGCAAAAAACUUGCCAAACACCGAGAAAAUGGGUGAUCAGUGAUUAUCCUCUAUUAAAUUGUAUUACUGGUCCAGUACUAAUUACUAUUACUACUAUUACUUAUUACUAGCAUCAUCGGAAAACUUGAUAUAUGGAUAUAUGAAUUUAAACAGUUUUUUAUAUCUCAAAUUGUUUUCAAGUUAUAAGCUGUCAAAAACGCGUUUUUGACCUAGUACCCAGUCCUUAUUGUGACAUUUUGGUCCAAUUUUCACAUUUAAAACAGCAAUAACUCAAAGACUUGAAGGAUCAAAAUUCAAAAAACUGUUUGAAUGUCUUAUAUGUGGUUUUUUGUAAGCUUUCUGACGAUGCAAAUCAUUUUUGUUCUAAUUGAAUACAAAAUUUCACAUUUUCUUGCUAUAAUACAAUUUAAUAGGGGAUAAUCACUGAUCACCCAUUCUCUCGGUGUUUGGCAAGUUUUUUGCUUGGGAACUUUUUGUGGUAGUCGAGUAUUCAUGGUACUACGCAUUGAAUCACAGAAAAUCUAUUCCCCAAGGGGUUGCCACGAAGUGAAAUAAUUUUGGCCAACAGCCCACAGCCUAUAAUAUACACAAACAAGUCCAUAAAGCGACAAAUGGUUCAACAAGUUGUGCCCAAUCAUUACUGAUCUAGCUUAUAGGUACUGUUGAUAGGUACUGUCAGUGUAACUUAGUUACUUAGGUAAACAAAAUCUAACACCCAUGCAAUGCAUGUUGCCAAGGUGUGGCAAAGAUGUUGUCAAGGUACAGGUACUGCGAUUGUAAACGUGACAGCUUUAUACAAUCUGACCAAUCACAAGAAUUGAAAUACAAAAAACAGCCAAGGUUCUUGGCAACAUCUUGGCCACAUCUUCACUACCUCGUAGCUCGCAUAACCUCAAAACUCUUUGUUCAAACAAUUGCAACAAAACUAUGUUUAACUUGAAAUUGCAGAAAGUAUAAAUGUGCUAAUGAAAAACAGACAUUCUCUGACCUAUUAUUAUAAAUACUAAGAACGCUUUGACACCUUUGUAAUAUGAUACAUUAAAUUACAUACAUGUAGAAAGCUCUUUUACAAUUACUAUUAGUUAUAUCGAGUAGAAGUGCCCCAAAUCCUGAUAUUUACCCAUACGUCUUACAUUGCCAUCAUAUUAGUAUAUAUACUGUAUCAUAUUAAUAGUAUAUACAGGGGAUACUGCAUACAUACAUGAACUUGCGGUUAAAGUUGGACAUCUGGCCUCCAUAGCUCAAUUGCUUAGAGCGCGGCACUGGAAUCGGAGGGCCGCAUGUUCGAUUCUUGCCAAAGGGCCUAUAGUUCCAUUUUUCGCAAUUGCUAGGUCUAAUAUUAAUUUCACAGUCGACAUUUCCAUCUACAAAACGCCGACAAUACAUAUUCACAGCAUGCACUAAUAUGUAAUUUAAUAUAUCAUAUUGUUAUAUAGCAAGUGUCAAAGUUCAAAUUUCCUGUUUGCCGAUUGGUCAAAACCGUAUCACGUGCCGGUCCACAAAACGUCAUGUUCACUGCAUGCUUUGACCUCGGGAAAGCAGUGUGUUUCGUGGCCCCUUGACCUCGGUUUCGCCUCUGGCAACAACGGCGGUCUCGGGUCCACAAAACACACUGUUUCCCUCGGUCUCAGUAAAUAAGUGAUAAUUACUAAUCGUUCUUAAGCUUAAUAUUUGCAUGUUUUCACUCUAAACUGGUAAGCUCGAAUUUUAAUAAAUUAUUUGGUCAGAGAACGUCAGUUUGCCUGGUAAUUACAUGAAAUAAAUAUAGUACUUAAAAGUUUUGUUGUAUAUGCGUCACAAAAGGUGUCAUUAAAAAAAAUUAUUUGGAACGUUUUUUGUACUAUUUAAAACACGAGCAGCAGUGUUUUAUUAGCCGACAAAGAUACGAGGCGAAGCUGAGUAUCUUUAGGUCUGAUAAAACACGCACUGCGAAUGUUUUAAAUUGGCGGAAAAAAGUUCAUUGGCUUGGCGAGGUAAUUUUCAAAAAAUACGUUGUGUAAUUCGAGAAAAUCAAAGUUAAAGCCUGUAAAUCAAAGGAAAUCUCUAUCACAUAUUAAAGAUACGACAUGCACGCUUAUGAUUUUUCUUUGUGUUUUCCUCAUGAAUUUGAUUAAAAAAUGAGUUUUUGAAAUAUAAAUAAUGGUAUGAGAAAACAAUUUUCAAACCUUAAUCAACAUUUUUGGGGAAAAAAUAGGGGCCCCGAAUUUAAAAUUUUGCCCUGGGUACCCGAAUUUCUCUGGGGGGCCUGUGUAUAUGCAAUGCCACAGGAUGGCCUAUACCAUAAAUAGUGCACAUUUAUUUGUAUAUUUAUUGAUUAGUUUAUUUAUUUAUUUGCAUAUCUAACAGUUCUGCAUUCCACGAGCUCCUCUCCAAAGGAAGCAACGCUUUUUCCAAAGAUGAUCUAACAACUGCUGAGUUACAUUAUUCAACAGCACUUAAACUGGUAUAUCAAGGAGCAAAAAAGGAAGAAGUGAGAAUAUGCUUUGAAGAACUUGGCAACAUCUACGUGGAAUACGGUAAGAGAAGUAAAUGUGGAGAAGACUUUACAAAAGCAACAGCGUUAUAUAACGCAGCACUAACAAGGCUUACAAGUACUGAAGCCAAGCUUCGACAGCACUUAAUAUCUCGCAUUAAAGAAGCAGAGAGACAUUUUUUAAGUUCGGUUCUCCAAGAGGACUCACCAGUAGACCUUCCCAACUAUGACAACGACAUGAAACACAAAGCUUUAUUAGAGAAGAUUCGUGAUGACUGCAAAGAAGUCAUUGUUCAAGUAGACUUUGAGUGUGACCCAGGGUUAAUGCCACUAAACCCAGAAGAACGUGUGGCACUGGAGAAAAGGCGGACCAACUUGAUAUCAACACUUUUCCGAAAGAUAUCCGAAGACAUGACAAACUUCAUUCGAAUGCUGAUUGAAGAAUGCACGUUAGUGUUAGGCAACGCACCCUGUCGAUUUGCUGUGAUUGGACUUGGCUCUUUGGCUCGAAACGAAAUGACUCCUUAUUCUGACUUGGAGUUUGCUAUUCUACUGGAAGAAGGUGCAAAGACGGAAUCCAACCUGGUAUAUUUCCGCAACAUCACACGCUAUUUGCAUCUGAAGGUUCUCAACUUGGGUGAGACUAUCUUACCGUCAAUGAGCAUCACAUCGUUAAAUGAUUUCUACUCUGGCGAUCCGUCACGUAUGUGGUUCUUUGAUGAUGGCCCGAAAGGAUUUUCCUUCGAUGGGGCAAUGCCGUGGGCCAGCAAGUCUCCUUUUGGUCGUAAGAAAUCUCAAACUAAAGAAGCCCUUGAGCUGAUUAAAACACCAGAAGAAAUGGCCGCACUGCAAAGCGAGCAAGUGGCUAUUAAGGAGGGCUACCACUUGGCUGACGUAAUGGCCACUUCGAUGUUCAUCACAGGCGACGAAGAACUUGUGAAAGUGUACAACGUAAAAGUUAAAGAAAGGUUACAAGCUUCAUCAGGUGAAGAUAUGUGGACUAAUGGCUCCAAAAGAGGCUUUGAGUGCUUGAACGAGACAUUUCAAGAUUUUAGCAUCAAUUUAGACUGGCACGAAGCGGGAAAAGUAUUUAAUGUCAAGAAGGAGCUUUACAGAUUUCCUAGUUUGGUUUUGAAUAGCCUUACCUUGUAUUAUAACCUUGAUACACGGAACACUUGGGAUGUUGUUGAAGAAAUGCAAGGGAAGCAGCUGAUCACAGAAGACGAAGCCCACAAUCUGAGUUUUGUAUUAGCUGUUGCAUCGGAACUUCGACUUCGCUCUUACCUUGGGAAAGAUGAACAGAGAGAAAGAAUGACUGGUUUACCAUCAGAAAUUAUGGAACCGGAUCUGGCCGAAUCAGUUACUGCAAAGGCGGGUCCCCGUACCAAGUUGGACAAAGUUUUCCACAUUCCUAAUCCAGAUAUCGUCUUCCGCUUUUUCAUGACCGUUUUGCCUCUUCAAAAAGCUAUAGAAGAGUUCUUGUUUAAGAAAUCACCAAAAGAAGUAAACAUAUUGUCCAACCACAACCUAUAUGAUGGCAGGUAACAGUUAUAUUAAAUUUUUGUAUUGAUUUCCACAAGGUGGGGGUUAUACAGGGUGUAUAAAAAAAAACUGAACAGAUUUGAAAUUGCUCUCAAUUUUGCAAAACAGCCAUUAGUACCCAGUUUUUUAUAUAUAUAUAGCUUCUUUGGCUACAAAUAAUGUAGAAUAAUGAAAACAUUUCUCGAACUCAAAUUUUGUAAACCAGGGGGUGUCUUUUCCAAGAAACUAAAAAUGGAUUGCGCACGAGAUUUAAAAGUUAAUGGGUGAAAAAUGUGUUGAGUGUUUAAUUGCUGCACGAAAUUUCAGGCAAUUUGCUUCAGUUUAAACCCUUUAAUUAACUAUUCACGCAAACUUACAUUUUUCCUAAAAAUUAAUCAGCCUUUUGCAUGCUUAAUUAUGCCUUUGCCUUAUUUUGCAUAUGUCAGCAAUAUGCAAAUUAGGUAAAGGCAUUAAUUAAGCAUGCGAAAGGCUGAUUUUUUAGGGAAAAAAUGAAUAGUUAAAAAGGGCUUAAGCUAAAGCAAAUUGUCUCAAAUUUUGUACAGUAAUUAAAAACCCAACACACUUUCCAUCCGUUAACUCAAAAUACGAUUAAAGCUUUUAAAUUUCGUGCGCAAGCCAUUUUUAGUUUGUUGGAAAAGAAACACCUCCCUGAUUUACACAAUUUGAGUUCGAGUAUUUUUUUUCAUUAUUCUACAUUAUGGGUACUCAAGGAAUCUAUAUGUAACAAAAACUUGAUACCACUAGCUGUUUUGCGAAAUUGAGAGCAAUUUCUUGCGAAAUUGAGAGCAAUUUCAAAUCUGUUCAGUUUUUUUUAUACACCCUGUAUAUAUUCAUAUAUGUGAUGAUGUGAUAUUGCAUGUUCACUCCGUAAUAUGAUAGGAUGAAAUGUUCUCGAGUGAAUGAUUCCAAACCGCGCAAGGAGAACAUCCUGCCGCAACUGGGUUUCGAAUCCGUGACCUUCGAAGUUCGAAAUGCUAGCUCGACGCUCUACCAACUACGCUACACGGUCAGGUCCGAUGCAGACUGGAAAUUAUGACAACAAUGCUAGGCCAUAUACUGAACACUUUCGAUGUAGGGCUAUUUGGUUCACUAAGCUAAUGUUCAAUCUAAGGCUCCAAAUAAGCAAUAUCCAUCAUACCUUACGUGCUCAAUCCUUCCUUCCUCCCUCCUUUCUUCCUUUUUAAAAUUUUUUUCUCAUUAAUUUCUUUUCCUUUUUCCUAUCCUUCCCUUUUAUUUUUGUCUGCCUAUGUAUGACCAUAUCUAUCUACAUUUAUCUACUGCACUAUGUAGGCCCGAAACAAAGGCAACCAUCCAUAUUCGUCUUUUGGAAUUCGAGAAAGCCAAAUCUUGUCUUGAAAGUGUGGUUUGCCAAGUAGAAGAUGAAUUGGAGAGGGGAAACGUGACCGAAAGCCCAGGCCUGUUUGAAACACUUUCAAUUCUAGGAAACGUCUGUUUAGAAUUAGGUGAAGUUGAACAAGCCGUUGAAUAUCUUGACAAAGCAGCUCAAGUCCUGGAAGUGAAGUACAAUGAUGUCACGACCAACAUGGAAUUCGCCAGGUCAUAUAGUGACCGUGGCAAUGCUUGGUCGUCACUCGGAGAAUACAAGAAAUCGUUGUCGUUCUACCAACAAAGUUUAUCUAUAAAGAUAGCAGUGCAUGGAGAGAGAUCACCAGGCAUCGAUAUUGCGGUUUCUUUUAAUGAGAUAGCUUGUGCUUAUCAGCAAAUGAAAGAUCUCGAGCAGGCUAUAGUUUUUUACGAGAAAUCACUGGAAAUCGUCAAAGAAGUCGAUAAAACACGGGUAACAUCAUACUACUGUGUUGCCCUGAACAAUUUGCUGUCGGCAUAUGCUCAACGCGGAGAUAUUCAGAAAGCCUUGGACAGAUACAACGAGCUAUUUGAAACACUAACGACGCUGUUUGGAACCGGCGUGCUUCAUCCAUAUUUGGCAACGUCGCUCAACAAUUUGGCAAGCGCGCAUCACGACGUGGGGGAAUAUGAGCAGGCAGCGUCACUCUAUGAACAAUCGCUAUCUAUUAGGCAACGGCUGUAUGGUAGAAGUGAGGUACAUCCCGAAAUUGCCACUCUUCUCUAUAACCUCGGACAUUGUUAUUCAGGUGUUUCUGAUCAUGACCGAGCAGUCAAGUAUUUCAGGGAAGCCCUGCAAAUGCGGAAAUUACUCUAUGGGAAACAAAUCUCGCACCCACACAUAGCAACCACGCUUAGCAGUCUUGGAUCGGCGUUACUUGAUCAAAAAGAUCUACCCGGUGCACUGGAAACAUAUGACGAAGCUCUGCAACUUUUGCGAGUAAUCCACAAAGAUAACUUUGCGCACAGAGACCUUUGCGCUGUUCUUAACAAUCUUGGCUUUGUUCACACUGAAUUGAAUAACUUUAAGACGGCGGCGGGUUACUUGGAAGAGGCCCACAUGCAUUGGUCGAAAAUUUGUGUAAACGACAAACCGCAUGAGGAUUUCGCAAGCUGCUUAAACAACUUGGGAAAUGCUUACCGAAACCUGGGGCAUUAUAAAGAGGCAUAUGAAUGCUGUCGCAAAGGUCUGGAAAUGAGAAGGUACAGUAACAAUAAACGCAGUACGAAAUGAACAAGUUUUAGAUUAUAACAAUGGCAAUCAUUUUAGUAGUAGUAAGAAAACAUUGUCUUGCUCUGCCGGGCAUAGUUAACUGAAUGCGUAGUUUUGUCAGUGGCGAAGCCAGCCCGACAAUUUGGUCAUGCUAUGCAAAUAUUUCCGUGUUCAUAGUCCGUGAAAACAAUCAAUUUCUAAAGAAAUGAAUAAUGAUAAUGAUAUGAAAUUUGCAUAGCAUGACCAAAUUGUCGGGCUGGCUUCGCCAUUGAGUUUUGUCCAUUGGCCAUUGCAUAAUUUAUCCGAGUGCCUUGCGUAAUUUACCGAUCGCUUAAUCUAGUACGUGGACGUGAUAAUAAAACUGUCGGGUUUUACUUUUGGAUUUGUUAUCAGUUUAAAUUUGUUUUUCAUCUGUAACCAUGUAUGUUUACAAAAAGAAUCCACAAUUUUUACCCGCGUGUCGCUGACACUGAUUUUAGCGCUUUUUUGUCACGGCGUAGUAGACUUACCACAUUUUAAGCUCCGUACUACUAUUAGGGGAGGACCCUAGGUCACCAGGGGCCAGUUGUUCAAAGCACGAUUAGCGCUAACCCUAGGUUUAAAUUUAACCCAUUGUUUCGGUUUAUGUAUUUUUGCAUGUCUGUUUAUUUCAGAACUGUAGAAAAUUAAACUUCUAAGGAUCCACUCAGACAAGAUUUCUGAAAAAAGAAGUUUCCAAAUUUAUAAACAAACUGCUGGGAAGUUUACUUUGAAUUGUACGUUAACCCAGGAUUAAACUAAUCGGCUUUUUAGCAACCGGCUCCAGAGGGUUAAAUUUCAUAUUUUUGCGGCAUGUUGAACGCACUACCAUUUUUACUUUGCUAUUCUAGGUCAUUAUCCGAAGGCAAAGAUGGCCUAAAAAAUGCACCAUUAGCAAAGUCCUUCAUCGACACGGGACACUGCUGCGUAAGUCUUGGUGACAGCGAAAACGCAUUAUCGUAUUACCAACGUGCUCUGGAGAUGCGCAAAGAGAUGAACUUUGAUGUCGCUGCGGCACAUAGCGAGGUUGCCAGUGGUUACAGUCGUUUAGGACGUCCACUCGAGGCCAUCAAGUGUUACGAGGAAGUCAUUCGUCUUGAUGAAAAGAAAUAUGGGGCUGGAAAUGUCCCUGACUCCACAAUUAGCACAAACCUGUGUAACUUAGGAAGUGAGUAUAUUGUAACCGAAGAAUACGGGAAAGCAGCUGAGAUGCUAGAAAAGGCGUUGGAGAUUUUAAAAAGAAUGCUUGGAAGUGGUGCCUCCGUCGAGCUUGCUUCUACACUGAACAACUUAGGGACAGUGUACAGAAACCUUAAGAAAUCCGAGAAAGCAUUGUCGUAUCUAGAAGAAGCUUUAGCUGUGAAAAAACAGCUGUACGGAAAGGACAGAGCGCAUUUGGAAACUGCUAAAACUUUAACCAACCUUGGCAAUCUUUGCAGUCAGCUAGGACAUUUCCAAAAAGCGAUCGAUUACUUCUCGGAAUCGCUGGACAUGAAAUACGCAUUAUAUGGUGCAAAUGCAAUUCAUCAAAGCAUUGCUGUUACCCUUGGUAACAUGGGCAAUGUUUAUUAUCAGAUGAGUCAAUACGAAAAUGCCGUCGCCUACAUCAAGGAUGCUCUGCAGAGGUUUGGUGAUGCAGAAUCGUGCAAUCGCGAAGUCGCUCUCAACCUGUACAAUCUUGGUCAAGCUUACGAAAGUCUAGCUAACUUGCCAGCCGCGUGCGAGUGCUACGAAAAAUCCCUCCGGAUUAUGGUUCAAGUCUUUGGUGAGUCACAUCCAUUAGUUAGAAGAGUUCUCCUCAGCUUGUUAAGCAUUCGUGGUAUGGCACAACUACAAGCUUCGCAAGCCAACAUUUCUGGAUAGCUUGCAGCAAAUAAUUGACUUAUGUCAGCCUGUCAGGUU
Paramuricea clavata is the source of this 12697-nucleotide messenger RNA. The record is from the annotation of a GenBank genome assembly. Lineage: Eukaryota; Metazoa; Cnidaria; Anthozoa; Malacalcyonacea; Plexauridae.